UUACUGGACAGGCCAUCCUUCCCCUACUAACGUAAAUGUCAUCUUUUCAUACUAAAUUUCUCCAUACACUGGUAUUUACUCCUACAUCUUCCAUCAGUGCUUUUGAGAAUUUUGAACACUCUUCCAUCACACGCAUGUACCAUCAUUUAUUUAAUCUAUCUCCUAUUAGUAGGCAUUUGGGACGUUUCCUGCUCUUCCAUACUAAACAACGCAUAUAAUUUUGGACUACAUUAAACAAUUCUCUGCCUCAGUGGUUCAAGUUGGGUAAAUUAUGCGUUUACACUUUUCUUCGGAUUACUUUUAAAAUGACAACCACUAUGUUUUCCUGGUCUCAAUUACCAGAGAAUUGGCAAGAAACCUGACAGCUGGGGCUUAGGAUUCCCCGCGCCAGACCUCUGAACUACACCAGGGGGCGCAGUUUCCCUACUCGGCCUCGGCCACAUCCGGGUUCCACCGCAGAUUCGGGCAGGGAGCAGGCGGAACCUUUCUACCGCGUCUCUAGCUAACACGGCGGGGACAGUUUAGGCCUCCGCGCACCGUUCUCCGGGAGUCUUGCAGUUCGCUUGGUGCAGGGAAGGCGGGCGCGGAGGUUCUAUCUGCUUCUUCCUCCUUCCUGAGCAGCAUGGACGUGCUAGCGGAGGAGUUUGGGAACCUGACUCCGGAGCAGCUGGCUGCGCCGAUCCCGACUGUAGAGGAAAAAUGGAGGCUGCUUCCAGCAUUUUUAAAGGUGAAAGGCCUUGUGAAACAGCAUAUAGAUUCAUUUAACUAUUUCAUUAAUGUAGAGAUAAAGAAGAUAAUGAAAGCCAAUGAAAAGGUUACAAGUGAUGCUGACCCUAUGUGGUACUUAAAAUAUCUUAAUAUCUACGUUGGGCUUCCUGAUGUUGAAGAAAGCUUCAAUGUAACUAGACCAGUGUCCCCUCAUGAGUGCCGUUUGAGAGACAUGACAUACUCUGCCCCUAUUACAGUGGAUAUUGAAUAUACCCGAGGCAGCCAGAGGAUCAUCCGCAAUGCCUUACCCAUCGGCAGAAUGCCCAUAAUGCUACGUAGUUCAAACUGUGUUCUUACUGGAAAAACGCCAGCAGAAUUUGCCAAACUGAACGAAUGUCCUUUAGAUCCAGGUGGCUACUUCAUUGUUAAAGGAGUAGAAAAAGUUAUUCUUAUCCAAGAGCAGCUGUCUAAGAACAGGAUCAUCGUGGAGGCUGAUAGAAAAGGAGCCGUUGGAGCUUCAGUUACCAGCUCUACCCAUGAGAAAAAAAGCAGAACCAAUAUGGCUGUGAAACAAGGACGAUUUUAUUUGAGGCAUAAUACUUUGUCAGAAGAUAUACCCAUUGUCAUCAUAUUUAAGGCCAUGGGUGUUGAGAGUGACCAGGAAAUUGUGCAGAUGAUUGGAACAGAGGAGCACGUGAUGGCUGCAUUUGGGCCCAGUCUGGAAGAGUGCCAGAAAGCUCAGAUUUUCACACAGAUGCAGGCAUUAAAAUAUAUAGGGAACAAAGUAAGAAGGCAAAGGAUGUGGGGAGGUGGACCAAAGAAAACCAAAAUAGAAGAAGCAAGAGAGCUCCUGGCUUCCACCAUUCUGACCCAUGUCCCAGUUAAGGAAUUCAAUUUCCGAGCCAAAUGUAUCUAUACUGCAGUGAUGGUGCGAAGAGUAAUUCUGGCCCAAGGAGAUAAUAAAGUUGAUGACAGAGAUUAUUAUGGGAACAAGCGACUGGAAUUGGCAGGACAGCUUUUAUCUCUUCUUUUUGAAGACUUGUUCAAAAAAUUUAAUUCUGAAAUGAAAAAGAUUGCCGACCAGGUGAUUCCUAAGCAAAGAGCAGCCCAGUUUGAUGUUGUCAAACACAUGCGCCAAGACCAGAUCACCAAUGGCAUGGUGAAUGCUAUUUCUACCGGAAAUUGGUCUCUAAAGAGAUUUAAAAUGGACCGCCAGGGUGUAACCCAAGUGCUGUCUCGCUUGUCAUAUAUAUCUGCACUGGGCAUGAUGACAAGAAUCUCUUCCCAGUUUGAAAAAACAAGAAAAGUGAGUGGUCCUCGCUCCCUCCAGCCAUCUCAGUGGGGAAUGCUUUGUCCUUCGGACACUCCUGAAGGAGAGGCAUGUGGUUUGGUUAAAAACUUGGCCCUUAUGACACACAUCACAACUGAUAUGGAAGAUGGACCCAUUGUUAAAUUAGCCAGUAACUUGGGAGUAGAAGAUGUGAAUUUAUUAUGUGGGGAAGAGCUCUCUUACCCAAAUGUGUUUCUUGUGUUUCUUAAUGGUAACAUCUUGGGUGUCAUUCGCGACCACAAAAAGCUGGUGAAUACAUUUCGACUCAUGAGAAGAGCAGGAUAUAUCAAUGAAUUUGUUUCCAUCUCAACAAAUCUUACAGAUCGAUGUGUCUAUAUUUCUUCUGAUGGAGGAAGGCUAUGCAGACCCUACAUAAUUGUCAAGAAACAGAAGCCAGCAGUCACAAAUAAACAUAUGGAAGAGCUGGCCCAAGGGUACAGAAAUUUUGAAGAUUUCUUACAUGAGAGUCUGGUUGAAUAUUUAGAUGUAAAUGAAGAAAAUGAUUGUAACAUUGCACUGUACGAACACACAAUUAAUAAAGACACCACCCACUUGGAGAUUGAGCCCUUCACUCUUCUCGGCGUGUGUGCUGGACUGAUCCCAUACCCUCACCAUAACCAGUCACCGAGAAACACUUACCAGUGUGCCAUGGGGAAACAAGCCAUGGGUACUAUAGGAUACAACCAGCGAAACAGAAUUGAUACUCUCAUGUAUCUACUAGCAUAUCCACAAAAACCCAUGGUUAAGACAAAAACCAUUGAAUUGAUAGAAUUUGAGAAACUGCCAGCUGGACAGAAUGCAACAGUUGCUGUGAUGAGCUAUAGUGGCUAUGAUAUUGAAGAUGCCCUUGUUUUAAACAAGGCCUCUUUAGACAGAGGCUUUGGGCGUUGCCUUGUAUAUAAAAAUGCUAAAUGUACGUUGAAACGAUAUACCAAUCAGACUUUUGAUAAAGUAAUGGGGCCCAUGUUGGAUGCUGCUACAAGGAAACCUAUCUGGCGACAUGAAAUCUUAGAUGCAGAUGGUAUUUGUUCUCCAGGUGAGAAAGUAGAAAACAAACAAGUGCUUGUAAAUAAGUCCAUGCCCACGGUGACUCAGAUUCCUUUGGAAGGAAGUAAUGUACCACAGCAACCACAGUACAAAGAUGUACCCAUAACCUAUAAAGGAGCCACAGAUUCAUACAUUGAAAAAGUGAUGAUAUCUUCAAAUGCUGAAGAUGCUUUUCUGAUCAAAAUGCUGCUGAGACAGACAAGGCGUCCAGAAAUUGGAGACAAAUUCAGCAGUCGUCAUGGGCAAAAAGGUGUUUGUGGCUUGAUUGUCCCCCAGGAAGACAUGCCAUUUUGUGAUUCUGGCAUCUGUCCGGAUAUCAUCAUGAACCCACACGGCUUCCCAUCACGAAUGACGGUGGGGAAGCUCAUUGAGCUGCUGGCUGGCAAGGCCGGUGUGCUGGAUGGCAGAUUCCACUACGGCACUGCGUUUGGAGGCAGUAAAGUGAAGGAUGUGUGUGAGGACCUCGUUCGCCACGGUUAUAACUACUUGGGGAAAGACUAUGUUACAUCGGGCAUCACAGGUGAGCCCUUAGAAGCAUACAUAUAUUUUGGCCCCGUGUACUAUCAGAAGCUGAAACACAUGGUGCUGGAUAAAAUGCAUGCCCGGGCCCGGGGCCCACGAGCCGUCCUUACCAGGCAACCCACCGAAGGACGGUCUCGUGAUGGUGGCUUGCGUCUUGGAGAAAUGGAACGUGACUGUUUAAUCGGUUAUGGAGCCAGUAUGCUUUUGCUAGAGAGACUAAUGAUUUCAAGUGAUGCCUUUGAGGUUGAUGUCUGUGGGCAGUGUGGACUUCUGGGGUAUUCUGGCUGGUGCCAUUACUGCAAGUCAUCCUGCCACGUGUCUUCCCUCCGUAUUCCGUAUGCCUGCAAGCUGCUCUUCCAGGAGCUACAGUCUAUGAACAUUAUCCCCAGGUUAAAACUGUCCAAGUACAAUGAAUGAGGAUAGAAAAAAAUGAUUAUUAAAGAGAACAAGCGAUACAUCCAAUACAAUGGAAAGCAGAAGGGAUUUAGGACUACUACUCCUCCUGUGAAGAAUUCCCUUGUGUAUUCUGUCACUAAAACAAACAAACAAAAAAAAUGGAGAGGCUUUUGAUAUACUACAAGACUGGCUAAACAACCUUGAUCAGUGAACCUUGAGCCAUGGGAGAGAUGCUGACCAUGUGGACUGCAAGGCAGCUUGAUUCACAGAUGGAUGUGACCUACAGGAGAAAUAAACCAUUACUUAUGUGCUGAUGUCUUGACAUUCACUCAUUAGAAGACCUUACUCCUUCAAGAGAAUGUCUGGGGUCAAAUUUACCAUAUCUUCUGGCUAACGAUGUUCAAGGUUCUUCUGGAAACUUGGAAGAUGUAAAGAAUCCAUUUGAUUUGGUCAGCCUGGCUUUUGUGGCUGGCUCUGAUAAAUUUUCCCAACAAUUAAAUCUUGCCUUUAUACACCGAAACUUUGUAAUUUUAGUCUUGGUGAAAUAUAAUGACAUUCUUGUCAAGCAAGAAUGUCAUCUUCCCUUAUGGACUCAAUUGCUAUUAUUUUGAACCUCCAUGAUUGCACCAUGCAACAAUAUUCAUUAAAUAUCUGAAUCUAA
This is a messenger RNA of Mandrillus leucophaeus (drill), 4664 nucleotides long. RefSeq names its product polymerase (RNA) III (DNA directed) polypeptide B (gene POLR3B). The record is from RefSeq and is a predicted model, not a curated record. Lineage: Eukaryota; Metazoa; Chordata; Mammalia; Primates; Cercopithecidae. The transcript has 28 exons. Gene Ontology annotation, molecular function: ribonucleoside binding; DNA binding; DNA-directed RNA polymerase activity. Gene Ontology annotation, biological process: DNA-templated transcription. Gene Ontology annotation, cellular component: RNA polymerase III complex. Bases 623 to 4024 code for a protein of 1133 amino acids.